This is a messenger RNA of Oryza brachyantha (malo sina), 889 nucleotides long. RefSeq names its product 39S ribosomal protein L47, mitochondrial. Gene Ontology annotation, cellular component: mitochondrial large ribosomal subunit; mitochondrial ribosome. Gene Ontology annotation, biological process: mitochondrial translation. The transcript is spliced from 3 exons. NCBI's taxonomy places the organism in Eukaryota, Viridiplantae, Streptophyta, Magnoliopsida, Poales, Poaceae. The record is from RefSeq and is a predicted model, not a curated record. The coding region runs from base 197 to 640 and encodes 147 amino acids. Gene Ontology annotation, molecular function: structural constituent of ribosome.
CCAAAUUUCGUCGAACAAAUCCACGCAAAAACCCUUUCGCAUCUAAACCCUCCCCUCCCUCCCGUGGAUCGCUCGCCGCCGCCGCCGCCGCCGCUGCUGCCGCCGGCGGUAUCUCGCUGAUCUUCCUCCCCUCGGACCAAGUUGUUGCGUGUUCCCGGUUUGCGGAUCCGGCGUCGUGUAGGCCGCUGCCGUCGUGAUGCUGUCCUUGUCGAGGGCGCUGGGGAGGCGGCUCUUCUCCGCUUCCGCCUCCGCAUCUGAUGCCGCUGCCGCUGCCGCUGCCUCCACGUCGGUGGUGAGGAAGGCGCAGAACCCGCUGGAGGAGUUCUUCGAGGUCGAGAGGAGCACCGAGGAGGACAAGCCCCCUCCGCACUACGGCCGUAGUUGGAAAGCUUCUGAGUUACGCCUAAAAUCCUGGGAUGACCUUCAGAAGUUAUGGUAUGUCCUUCUGAAGGAAAAGAACAUGCUUAUGACUCAACGCCAGAUGCUGCAUUCAGAGAACAUGCGUUUUCCAAACCCAGAACGUAUUUCCAAGGUGAAGAAGUCAAUGUGUCGAAUAAAGCAUGUCUUGACUGAAAGGGCCAUAGCAGAACCUGACCCAAGGAGAUCCGCAGAAAUGAAGCGGAUGAUCAACACCCUUUGAUCAGCUUUCAUGCGUCAUGUUGGAUCAACGGUUUAAAGGACGAGUAGUUGAUUUUAGAAAUAUCUGCUUCUUUUCUGUUGUAUGUUUUUCUCUAUCUCGGAAAGAGGUAUAAGACUAAUGUCUUAAUAGACUAUCCUUUUGAUACCCAUGGAAUGCUUGAAAGAUUCUACUAUACUAUUGACAUUAAUUGUUCCAGGGCCAAUAAUUUUAAUGCCAUCCAGAAUCCGUGCAAUGUGAUUUGCAUGACCA